AUGGAUCGAAUCAUAAGCAAGGACUUACAAACUGAUCAUUAUGCUGACGAUGAUGAUGAUGAUGAUAAUGACAACGGCAAGCAUGUCACUAUAGGAUCAAAAAAGAAGAAAACCGCCUCGUACUUUAACGUCAUCUUUAGCGGCUUUGCAUUAUUGUCAGAUGGAUAUCAAAGCGGUGUGAUUAGUUUCAUCAACUUGCUCAUGACGGAGAUAUACGGCACAGAGAUCUUUAAUGACACAAUGUCGUCUCGCUUGUCGUAUGCUUUGUUUGUCGGUGCCAUCGUGGGACAAUUGGGCUUCGGUCUCAUCAUCGAUCGAGUGGGCCGAAAAAUCGGUUUGAUCCUGACAACUGUCUUGGUGAUUCUCGGUGCUGCCAUGUCUGCCGCAUCCAGCGGUGUAACCCCAACCGGUCUUCUGUGGAUGAUGGUUGUCUCUCGCGGCGUGUUGGGCGUAGGCGUCGGAGGAGAAUAUCCUUGCUCGUCGGUUUCAGCGGGCGAGUCAGCUGACGAUGUUGCCCCUGGAAAACGAGGAGCUUUAUUCGUCCUUGUCACGAACUUUGUGAUCGAUGUCGGCUAUGUAGUUUCCGCCAUCGUUGUUGUGAUUUUGCUUGCUAUCUUCAAGGACAACCUUGAGCCCGUCUGGAGACUAGCCCUCGGCCUUGGUAUCGUGCCACCCUUGUCUGUAUUGUACUUCCGGCUGCGAAUGGCAGACUCGAAACGAUAUCAGCAAGGAGCAUUACAGAAAAAAGUACCCUACUGGCUCAUUAUGAAAAAGUACUGGAGACGUAUGCUCCUGACAUCUGGUUUAUGGUUUGCGUAUGACGUAGUAUCGUUCCCCAACGGCGUUUUCUCGACCAUCAUCAUUAAUACGGCUGCACCCAAUGGCACUUUGAUCGAGACCACUGCAUGGAACAUUCUGCUGUACGCAUUCUACCUCCCUGGUGCAAUUGGUGGUGCGCUAGUGGUUGACAAGAUUGGACGGAGAAAAACAUUGGCUUUAGGUCUUUUUGCGCAGGCCAUUGUUGGCUUUAUCUUGGGUGGAACCUAUGGGCCCCUUUCCGCCAACUGUUUCCCUAUGUUUGUGGUAAGUAUCAUAAUCAUGUACGGUAUUUUCCUUGCCUUCGGUGAGUUUGGACCGGGCGAUUGUAUGGGAUUAAAUGCCAUGGAACUGUUUCCUACGGCAGUACGAGGAACUGGAUACGGUAUUGCUGCUGCAAUGGGAAAAGUCGGUGCAACAGUAGGCACUUUAGCCUUCAAGCCUAUGCAAGAAGCUAUGGGUAUCCGUGGUCCUUUCCUUAUUGGCUCUGCCAUCUGCUUUGUUGCUAGUGUAGCUGCAUUCUUUUUAUUACCUGAAGUUGGACCUGAUUUCUUAGCUGAGCAGGAUAUUGACUUUAAAGCUUAUUUGGCCGAUAAAGGAUAUGAUACAACACAAUUGGGUCUGAACAAGCCCAAAUCAUACUCAAGUACGGCUAUUGCCACCACUGGUAUUAACAAUCAGCAAAGUGGAAACGAGUGA
This is a messenger RNA of Zychaea mexicana, 1515 nucleotides long. RefSeq names its product major facilitator superfamily domain-containing protein. The coding region runs from base 1 to 1515 and encodes 504 amino acids. The record is from RefSeq and is a predicted model, not a curated record. Gene Ontology annotation, biological process: carboxylic acid transport; transmembrane transport. Gene Ontology annotation, cellular component: plasma membrane. Gene Ontology annotation, molecular function: carboxylic acid transmembrane transporter activity. NCBI's taxonomy places the organism in Eukaryota, Fungi, Mucoromycota, Mucoromycetes, Mucorales, Lichtheimiaceae. The transcript is spliced from 6 exons.